GGGGCGAUAACGCGUUUCCCUUCUUCAACAUCCGCAAUGGAUCAUGGUCCUCCUCCUAAACGACAACGCAGGUCGACAAAAACUGAUCAAUCUUCUAAAUCAUCAAAUUCAACUUCCAAACUUCCCUCGCGCCAAAAAUCCUCCGCGCAACCCCCUUCCUCCCCAGUAUCAUCCGAACCAUCACCACCGAAGCCGAAGUCCAAGUCCCUACACAACUUCUUUCAACCCGCAACUGAAGGCCAACGCUGGUCCUCUCAGAAAUUCGAUACUAAAAAUACGAGGAAUUCUAAAUCUGUCAAAUUUGAAAGAUUCGAAGCAAAGCGACCACUAUCCACAGCAGAAUCAUUAGAUGUAGACGAGAUCGAAGAUGAUUACGAUUCAUACGAUGAGAUCUUCACCCAACACAUCGCCAGUCAAUCCAUUCCCUCUCGAUCUACCUCAAUUGCCUCGAAAAAUGUUCCAUCCAACUCCUUACCCGCAAAGCCCAAGGCGCCCGCGCGUCGGGGUCCAACAAAGCGAUUCAUCAUGCCGAUAGAACCCAAGGACCGAGCGCGAUCGCCCUCUCAAAUCGUAGACGAUAUUGAUACUCGUCCGUGGUCUCAGCGAUUCGCCCCGUCAAAUUUAGAUGAGCUGGUAGUCCAUAAAAGGAAGGUUGCGGAUGUACAGCGAUGGCUGGAAGAUGCCUUUGCGGGGAGAUGCAGAGAGAAACUCCUGGUUCUAAGAGGUCCCGCAGGUUCCGGCAAGACAACGACCAUUUCCAUCCUCGCCGACACCCUUGGAUUCGAUAUCGUUGAAUGGAGAAAUCCAGCUGUAUCCGCAUUCACAGCACAGGACUACGUAUCGAUCGGAGCACAAUUCGAGGAAUAUCUGGGUCGUGGCGAACGCUUUGGUGGACUAGAUCUAAAGGAUGACAAGGCGAAAGUGCAUACUCGCGACAAGCGCAUUCUCUUGGUGGAGGAAUUCCCGGUGUUGAACUCGACCUCUGCUCUAUCAGCAUUCCGGACUUCUAUUCAGCGGUAUCUUGCAGCUGCUAGUGAUUAUGCGCUCGGAGCAAUGCACCCUCCUAUCGUGAUGAUCGUAUCAGAAACCCUGCUCGGUUCUGCAUCAUCGAUAUCAGAUAACUUCACCGUUCAUCGAUUGCUAGGUCCGGUGUUAUUCACACACGCUAGCACGAAAAUCAUCGACUUUAAUAGCGUCGCCCCAACAUACAUGCAAAAAGCCCUCACAUUGAUCCUGGAGAAAGAGGCGCGCAACUCCAAGCGAUCGCGAAUCCCUGGUCCAGCGGUACUAGAAACCAUCGCCGAGAUUGGCGAUAUUCGCAGUGCGGUCUCUUCUCUCGAGUUUCUAUGCCUGAAAAACGAGAAUAGCCAGAGCGGGUGGAGUGGGACUUUCAUAAAAACUAAGGGGAAAAAAGCUCCCAAGGAUAUGACACCCAUGGAGGAAGAGUCUCUUAAGAUGAUCUCUCAACGAGAGGCUAGCUUGGGAAUCUUUCAUGCAGUGGGGAAGAUCAUGUAUAAUAAACGUCUUGACCCGAGUCUGGUUCCCCCAGGAACUACUGUUCUCCCUUCGCCUCCUGAGUAUCUUCCCGAGCAUCGUCGCAGCAAAGUCUCACAAGUAGCAGUUGAUGAUCUAGCGGACGAGGCAGGCACUGACAUUACUACAUUUAUCUGUGGACUUCAUGAGAACUAUCCAACAUCAUGUCACGGAUCCUCAUUCACAGAUCAUCUCAAUGCAUGUAUUGAGGCAUUAUCAGACAGCGACAUUCUCAGUACAGACCGUCCUUCACGCGGUGUACGAGGGGGAACAGGGACGGGGAUGUAUUUGGGAUCUGGUGUUGACAAACUACGACAAGAUGAUAUUAGUUUCCAAGUUGCAGCACGAGGUCUACUAUUCGGUCUACCAUAUCCUGUUAACCGGCAAUUGAAGGGUAGUGAUGGAGGUCGAUUGGGAGAUGCGUUCAAGAUGCUAUAUCCAAAAUCCCUACGAUUAUGGAGAAAAGCGGAAGAAAUCGACGGAAUGGUGGAUUCAUGCAUGAAGCAGAUGCUUGACCCAUCAAGUCAUCCACAUCUAUCACAGACUCAAUUGACUGGAGUGAAAUCCUGGCGAAGUCUACGAAUUGGACAUGUCGGAGGUAGUGAACAGGCAGUGACGAUGUUAUCUCGGUCUGAGGCGUUGCUGUACCAGUUUCCUUAUAUGGCUCAGAUUCAGCGUGAUGGACCUAAUUCCUGGCAUCUCAAUCAGUUUACCAAGAUUCAGAGUAUUCGGUUUGAUCUGAAUGAGGAUGAGGAUGAUCCUGUUUCUCCACCAUUAUCACGUCCUCGUACGGUUGGGCCUCGACAGGAAGAGAAGGAAGAGAAGUUGAUUCUGAGUGAUGAUGAUAUUGAGGAUUGA
Messenger RNA from Penicillium malachiteum, 2391 nucleotides. RefSeq lists its product as uncharacterized. Lineage: Eukaryota; Fungi; Ascomycota; Eurotiomycetes; Eurotiales; Aspergillaceae. The transcript has 2 exons. Gene Ontology annotation, molecular function: chromatin binding. The record is from RefSeq and is a predicted model, not a curated record. Gene Ontology annotation, biological process: DNA damage checkpoint signaling; mitotic DNA replication checkpoint signaling; DNA repair. The annotation marks the transcript as partial.